Molecule: messenger RNA, 1989 nt
Organism: Papaver somniferum (opium poppy)
Lineage: Eukaryota; Viridiplantae; Streptophyta; Magnoliopsida; Ranunculales; Papaveraceae
Exons: 3
Coding region: 696-1292 (198 amino acids)
Source: RefSeq, a predicted model, not a curated record
ACCAUUUUAGAUUUUAUCUCUCUUUCUCUUUCUCUCCCAAAAAGAAACCUAAAAAAACUUCAAUCCGAAUCUCACAAUCAUCUCCUUAAAGUCUCAAUACUUCAAUUUUACUCAAAACUCAUUCAAAAUCAAACAAAGGUACAUUUCCAGUUCCUCACCGAAACCACUACUACAAGUACAAUAACCUCCAAUUCUCACCGCUUAUAAAAAACCCUCAAUUGCAGCUCUAAUUCCUCAAGUAGUUAACCUUCGAAUCUACUGAAGAUAUUUGCACAGCAUCAUGAACAUCAUCUCUAAUCUGAAAAUCAGGAUCCUCUCCUUCAACUCUCAAAACCGCUUCCAAUGUUCAAAACGGUUCGAUUCGAAACAAACUCGGCGAAUUAGCCGAGUUUCUCCAGCGGCGAGUUCUGUGAGAAACUCGGCUGAGUCAGCAAGCUUUACUCCCACGUGGUUUAACGGAAAUCCCCUUUGAUCAUGACGGAUUUCCGUUAUUUUAAGCGGCAAUUCAAGAAUCAACAAAACAGGUAUUUUUACUGUUUCUCCUCUUCUGAUUUCAUCACAUUAUAAAACCUCUCCAUCUCCUUGUAGCACUGUCAUCAAGUUACUUUCAGAAACCCCUCAUUUUACUUGUAAAACUCUUACCACUCUCCCUCUGGUAGCUGCUAUCUUUUUUGUUCUUGCAAACCCAAGUAGCCAUGUCCAAUUGCGCUAAAACUAUAGCUUCAAGGGUUUCUAUCUCUGAUAAGCCCAAUUCUCGCAAAAAUGAAGUUCUAAACAAUGGGGUUAGUGUUAGUGUAGUAGGAUCAAUCUAUUUGUUGAACAUUGUUUCGACCAAGAACUCAAGUGUGGUCAUUUCUUGGUUGAAAAAUCAUGUCUUAGGGUGUCAAGAUUCUAUUCCUGUGUGUAUCAUUCAGAAGAAUGAUGAUCUUGUUCUAGGGAUUUUGAGGAAUAAUGAAGUUCUCCUGUAUCAACUGCAUCAACCCCAACCCCAAACCCAGAGAGUUCCUGAUUCAGUGUUACAUUUAGUAAAUGAUGAUAGAAAACUUCAGUUCAUUGGUUUUAAAAUCCAAGAUAAUCUAAUUCAGCUUUUGAAAGGUUUUGGAUUUGAACUGAGAAUCUCUGAGGCAAAAGAAAUUACUGCAGGAAAGAAGUUCAAAGAGUUUACAGAGUUAGGAGAUCUUAUUUCUUCCAAAGAUAUUUUCCAGGAGCAUGUUGAAGGGUCAUUGGUCCAACAGAAUUCAGUUAUUCUCUCCUGCCUUCAUCUAUUGAGGGCCUCUUUAUUGAAUUCUUAGAUUGAUGCUGACAAUGGGGAACUAGUGCUGCUAUUUUUUUUGUUUGUUCAGUUUUGGCAGUGCCACUGGCAGGUGGUAGUUUAUCUGAAGUCCUAAACUGCAAAUGACCAGUUGUGAUACUCUGGAACUAGUUAUGGGAUCGUAUAACAUCAUAUGAUACAGCGCAAAUAUUAGAGAUAAGGGAUGAAACUAGUGGAAUACAAGGCACAUCAUAUGUUGUAACUAAUAUAUGGAGUAACUGGAGUCACUUCUUCUGAUUAGAGUUAUGCUUGUCAGGUUCUAGAGAAAGCUGAUCAUACAAUGGAAAAAUGAGCAAAAAUUGGUUUGAUUUGUUAUUUUAAAGUGACAAUUGUGCGGUGCAGUAUUUUCUCCACCGGGGUGUGCAGAACCCCAGUCAAAGUGAAGCGUUUUUCUAUUAGGUUUACGAGUAUCUUUAGACAUAGCUUGGGUUGGACAUCCCUUAGUAGUGAAUCACCAUCCCUUAUUUGAGAAGAAGUUCUGUUAUGUUUGGAUUUGAUAUCAUAUUUAUAGGGGUGGGGAUGUGUUCUGAGUAACAUAACGUUUGUCUCUCUCCUGGAGUGAUUUACAGCUCUCUGUAUUUGUUAUGCUGUUGUUUGAUUGUAGACAAUAAACAUGUUUAAGAUCGUGGUUUAAAAUUGUGGUUCAAUGACUAGUAUUAAGAUGUGUGCUUUUUUUU